Molecule: messenger RNA, 7684 nt
Organism: Loxodonta africana (African savanna elephant)
Lineage: Eukaryota; Metazoa; Chordata; Mammalia; Proboscidea; Elephantidae
Gene: EGFR
Product: epidermal growth factor receptor
Exons: 28
Coding region: 134-3751 (1205 amino acids)
Biological process (GO): cell surface receptor protein tyrosine kinase signaling pathway; neurogenesis; negative regulation of apoptotic process
Cellular component (GO): signaling receptor complex; plasma membrane; basal plasma membrane
Molecular function (GO): epidermal growth factor binding; epidermal growth factor receptor activity; ATP binding
Source: RefSeq, a predicted model, not a curated record
UUCGCCUGAGUCCCCGCCUCGCCGCUGCCGCCACCGCCGCUGGGCGGCCAGGAGCCGCAGCCACCGCGCACGGCCGCCUGACUCGGUCCCGGAUUAACUGGGGAGACCAGGAACAAGCGCCUCGGGGACAGCAAUGCGACCCUCCGGGGCAGUCGGUGCCACGCUCCUGGUGCUGCUGGCUACGCACUUCCAGGCGAGUUGGGCGCUGGAGGAAAAGAAAGUUUGCCAGGGCACGAGCAACAAGCUUACUCAGUUGGGCACUUUUGAAGAUCACUUUCUGAGCCUCCAGAGGAUGUUCAAUAACUGUGAAGUGGUCCUUGGGAAUUUGGAAAUUACCUACGUGCAAAGGAAUUAUGACCUGUCCUUCUUAAAGACCAUCCAGGAGGUCGCCGGCUAUGUACUCAUUGCCCUCAACACAGUGGAGAGGAUUCCCUUGGAAAACCUGCAGAUUAUCAGAGGAAAUCUACUCUAUGAAAACACCUAUGCCUUGGCCGUCUUAUCCAACUAUGGUGCAAAUAAAACCGGAGUAAAGGAGCUGCCCAUGAGGAACUUACAGGAAAUCCUGACUGGUGCCGUGAGAUUCAGCAACAACCCUGUCCUCUGCAGCAUAGAAACCAUCCAGUGGCGAGACAUUGUCGACAGUGAUUUCAUAAGCAAUAUGUCAAUGGACUUGCAGAGCAGUCAGGCCAGCUGCCAGAAGUGUGCUCCAAGCUGUCCCAAUGGAAGCUGCUGGGGUACGGGAGAGGAAAACUGCCAGAAAUUGACCAAAACCAUCUGUGCCCAGCAGUGUUCUGGGCGCUGCCGCGGCAAGUCCCCCAGCGACUGCUGCCACAACCAGUGUGCCGCCGGCUGCACAGGACCCCGAGAGAGUGACUGUCUGAUCUGCCGAAAGUUUCGAGAUGAAGCCACAUGCAAGGACACUUGCCCGCCACUGAUGCUCUACAACCCCACCACAUACCAGAUGGAUGUUAACCCAGAGGGAAAAUACAGCUUUGGCGCCACAUGUGUGAAGAAGUGCCCACAUAACUAUGUGGUGACAGACCACGGGUCGUGUGUCCGGUCCUGCGGUUCCGACAGCUAUGAGAUGGAGGAGGAUGGAGUCCGCAAGUGUAAAAAGUGUGAGGGGCCUUGUCGCAAAGUUUGUAAUGGCAUUGGAAUUGGUGAGUUUAAAGACACACUUUCCAUAAAUGCUACAAAUAUUAAACACUUCAGAAAUUGCACCUCUAUCAGUGGAGACCUUCAUAUCCUCCCAGUAGCAUUUAAGGGUGACUCCUUCACACGCACUCCACCUCUAGAUCCAAAGGAACUGGAUAUUCUAAAAACCGUAAAAGAAAUAACAGGGUUUUUGCUGAUUCAGGCUUGGCCUGUAAACAAGACUGACCUCCACGCUUUUGAGAACCUAGAAAUCAUACGCGGCAGAACAAAGCAACAUGGUCAGUUUUCUCUUGCGGUUGUUGGCCUGGACAUAACGUCUUUGGGAUUACGCUCUCUCAAGGAAAUAAGUGAUGGAGACGUGAUAAUUUCAGGAAACCGAAAACUGUGCUAUGCAAAUACAAUAAACUGGAAAAAACUAUUUGGGACUUCAAGACAGAACACCAAAAUUAUAAACAACAGAGGCGAGAAGGACUGCAAGGCCGUAGGCUACGUUUGUAAUCCCUUGUGCUCAUCAGAGGGCUGCUGGGGCCCGGAACCCAAAGACUGCGUCUCCUGCCGCAAUGUCAGCCGAGGCCGAGAGUGUGUGAACAAGUGCAAUAUUCUGGAGGGAGAGCCGAGGGAGUUUGUGGAGAAAUCCGAGUGCAUACAGUGCCAUCCUGAAUGUCUGCCCCAGCCCAUGAAUAUAACCUGCACGGGACGCGGACCUGACAGCUGUAUAAAGUGUGCCCACUACAUCGACGGCCCCCACUGUGUCAAGACCUGCCCAUCAGGGAUCCUGGGAGAAAACAACACCCUGGUCUGGAAGUAUGCGGAUGCCAGUCACGUGUGCCACCUGUGCCAUCCAAACUGCACUUUCGGCUGUGCUGGACCAGGUCUUGAAGGCUGUGCAACGAAUGGGCCCAAGAUCCCAUCCAUCGCCACUGGAAUUGUGGGUGGCCUCCUCUUGUUGGUGGUGAUGGCUCUUGGGAUUGGCCUUUUCAUGCGAAGGCGCCACAUUGUCCGGAAGCGCACGCUGCGCAGACUGCUGCAGGAAAGAGAGCUCGUUGAGCCAGUGACGCCCAGUGGUGAAGCUCCCAACCAAGCUCUCCUGAGGAUCUUAAAGGAAACAGAAUUUAAGAAGAUCAAAGUGCUUGGCUCUGGGGCCUUUGGCACUGUGUAUAAGGGACUCUGGAUCCCAGAAGGAGAGAAAGUUAAAAUUCCUGUGGCUAUCAAAGAAUUAAGAGAAGCCACGUCUCCAAAAGCCAACAAAGAGAUUCUUGACGAAGCCUAUGUCAUGGCCAGUGUGGACAAUCCUCACGUGUGCCGCUUGCUGGGUAUCUGUCUGACCUCCACGGUCCAGCUCAUCACACAGCUCAUGCCCUUUGGCUGCCUCCUGGACUAUGUCCGCGAGCACAAGGACAACAUCGGCUCCCAGUACCUCCUCAACUGGUGUGUGCAGAUUGCAAAGGGCAUGAACUACCUGGAAGACCGCCGCCUGGUGCACCGCGACCUGGCUGCGAGAAAUGUCCUGGUGAAGACUCCGCAGCACGUCAAGAUCACAGAUUUCGGGCUGGCCAAACUGCUUGGUGCUGAAGAGAAGGAGUACCAUGCUGAAGGAGGCAAAGUUCCUAUUAAAUGGAUGGCUCUGGAAUCAAUUUUACACCGAAUUUAUACCCACCAAAGUGAUGUCUGGAGCUACGGUGUCACAGUUUGGGAGUUGAUGACCUUUGGAUCCAAGCCUUAUGAUGGAAUCCCUGCAAGUGAGAUCUCGUCCAUCCUAGAGAAAGGAGAGCGCCUUCCGCAGCCACCCGUGUGCACCAUCGAUGUGUACAUGAUCAUGGUCAAGUGCUGGAUGAUAGAUGCAGAUAGUCGCCCAAAGUUCCGUGAGUUGAUCAUUGAAUUCUCCAAAAUGGCCCGUGACCCUCAGCGCUACCUUGUCAUUCAGGGAGAUGAACGAAUGAAUCUGCCCAGCCCUACAGACUCAAAUUUUUACCGUGCCCUGAUGGACGAAGAGGACAUGGAAGAUGUCGUGGACGCAGACGAGUACCUCAUUCCACAGCAAGGAUUCUUCAACAGUCCUUCUACAUCUCGAACUCCCCUCCUAAAUUCUCUGAGCGCAGCCAGCAACAAUUCCACGGUGGCUUGCGUUGAUAGAAACGGGCAGAGCAGUCCCAUCAAGGAGGACAGCUUCCUGCAGCGGUACAGCUCUGACCCCACAGGAGCCUUGACUGAAGAGAGCAUCGAUGACAGCUUCCUGCCAGUGCCAGAAUACAUAAACCAGUCUGUUCCCAAAAGGCCCGCGGGCUCUGUCCAGAAUCCCGUCUACCACAAUCAGCCUCUGAAUCCAGCCCCCGGCAGAGACCCUCACUACCAAAACCCCCACAGCAAUGCCGUGGAGAACCCCGAGUAUCUCAACACCACCGAGCCUGCCUGUGUCAACAGCCCCGCCUACUGGGCCCAGAAAGGCAACCACCAAAUCAGUCUGGACAACCCCGACUACCAACAGGACUUCUUCCCGAAGGAAGCCAAGCCAAACGGCAUCUUCAAGGUUCCCGCAGCUGAAAAUGCUGAAUACCUAAGGGUUGCACCACCAAGCAGUGAGUUUAUUGGAGCCUGACCAUGGAGGAAAACAUCAGCCAUAAAAAUUCCGGACUCAUCAGCUACCCAGGACCAAGCCAUGGCAGCUACGACGGUACUGGUAGCCACGCCCUUAUUAACUCUCAGGCCUGUGGACUGAUUUUGCCACAUUUGCUUUGAGCAGCCCAUUUUUCAACCAGGAAGGGUCCCCCACUCAGAAGCACUUUCGGAAGUUGCAGGUACAUUCCUUUAUCUUCAGGCUCUGAAGCUUCCCAAAAAAGGCAUCCAGCAAGAAGGUUGUCCAUUUGGGCAGAACUUUACCUUUCAGUGAGGUAUAUUUGGGGUGGGGGGGAGGUGGGGAAUAGGCAUAGGAGUUUAAUUGUUUGGGGUCCUUGGGGUUUUUAAUUGUCGUUGUUGGUUUUGCUGUUAAUGGGCUCUUCCAAUGAGGAAGAAGGCUGCUUGUAGCACCAGCUACAUAGAGCUGAUCCAGGCUCCUGGGACCAAGGAACAUGGGCCACAAGUCUUCCAGCUAACCCUUGGUUCCGUGGGCUCUGCCUCAAGACUCUUCCCUCUCAAGACAAUGACACGGUACAAAAGGAUAAGCCACUCUGCCCCUGCCUGGGCAUCGGAGGAGGGAGAGUUUGUCCUCAGACUUCCUUUUGUGUAAAUGUCCCCUUGUUACUUACUUUCUAUUGUUUGUCCACCGUUUUCUAAUGACACAAUUAUUUGGCCUACUUGUUUAUUUUCCAUUCCAUUGUUUUGAAACUUGAUGUGCUUUCCCUGUCUUGAUGUCAUAAAGUCCGCAAGAGAAGAUGGUACUACAAAAAGUUCCUGCGAUGCCAGCUCACAUUUGAUUCAUCAGCUUUCAGACCAAUAGCCUUUAAUUAAGAUAGAAUGAAAAUGCAAAAGUUCACAGAGGAAUCUGUCUGCCAAAUUUGAGACUCAGGUGGAAUGCAGCAAGUCCUCGGGGGCAUGUACCAGGAGACGACUACAAAAAGGAAGCUGCUCUUAAAACUGACCUAGUCUCCCCACCUUCCCCCUGCCCCCCGAAAAUAAAUUGAAAAAUUUAGUUUAGGCUACUCAAGAAAAAGAAUUUUCUUUUUACUGUUUUUUUUUUUUUUUUUUUUUUUUUUACUUGAAGGGUACUUUGCUCCUCCCAGAUAAGCUGUCCCAACGUCUCUCCUUGCCCUUUGUGAAAAAAGGUUCUAGGUCCUGUGGCAACUACAGAAGAACUUACAGUCCAUGGCACUGUAAGGCAGUUUACAGGCGUAAAUAAAGACCCAGUUAUUUAUAGCGUGGGGUUUAAGUGGGAAUUAGAGUUUGACAUGUAGGGUAAUGCCUUCACAGCAACAUCUACGGAUGUCCUAGAAGAAAAAGAAAAGUCUUCUCCCUGCUUAGAAUAUUUCCAGUACAAACUGGAGGAUCCAACUAGUUAGGAUUCCCAACUGUUAUGAUCAACUUUUUUUUCUAACCAGUGUGUCCCUACAACCUGGUUGGGCCAUGGUAGUCCCUGAUAGGGAGUGUUUUACACACUGUUCAUUCAGCAUUCCUCCCAACCCAGUUUCUCAAGGAAGAGAUGCUUCAGACAAAGUUUUCCACCUCCAGAUGUGUUCAGCCACACACACAUACAAAAUUUUCCCUGUGGUUUUAAAUUAUUUAUUGACUCAGCUGGAUCAGGGCCCGACAGUUAACCAAAAUGUUUGAUUUUUCUGAAUGGAAAUAAAACUAGAUUCAUCUUCAUUAUAUUUGCAAAUAACUUCUAAGCAUGUAGAACAGCCUCGCACAGGUACUAAAAAUUUUUUUUUACUAGAGACACAAAAAUAAAUAAGACAUAAUCCCUGAUUCCAGUGAACUCAAAGUUUAGAAAACGAAAUGAACUUAUACAUACUCAGCUGAAAACAGUAUGACAAAUGCUGGACACAGUAUGUUAGCCAAGCACUAUGAAAGUAUGGAGCAGAAGAGAUUCAUUAAAUCUAUCUGGGAAGAUUCAUCAAAGAGGCAGUAUUGGAGCUGGGCUUAAAAGAUGACCAGGGUUUUAGCUACAAGGGAAAUGGAAAAUAUAUUCCCAGCAGAGGGAACCCUGACUUAAGAAAAGCACCUGACAAAGAAAUCCACCAACAAAGUAGGUUUAAAGGCAGCGUUAAGCCAUCCUAGCAAACUGCUCUCCUUUAAGCCUGGGGAUUAGGUGUGUAGCUUCUCAACUUUGCUGAAUGCCAUUCAUGGGGAACUUGGGGCUGUCUUCUUUGAAAAUGAUUAGUGAGAAAAUUAAGUAACAUUUCUAAGAAUCUGAGAUUUGAUUACCUUGUCAGUAAGCCACUUUUGUUUUCCAUUCACCUUGGAAUAGAAAACGUAUUUUAGUUAGAUGUUUAUUCAGAACCGGGCAACAGAAUGAUUCACGUUCUGUGGUCACUUACUUGUCAAGAAGCAGAUGCUUGUUGAGGGAGGGCAAUUGUAAGCCAGUCAAAUUGUAGCACUUAAAAGCCUAGUAUUUUUGUAACUUGGAAUAUUUUACUAUAACACAAUAAACAGCAAAAACUAGUCAAGUUUUCUUUUCUUCUCCUUUGUAUUUCAGUCUUGCUGCAAAAAUUUUCUUGGCUAAAUUCUAUUUUAAAAAGCAUCUCCCUCCCUCUGCCCAGAAAGGAGCGAAAGGGCUUGUGGAACCCCCAGAGCCACAGCCUUCCCCAAGGACCCACCAGGUCCUUGUGGGCGGGUCAGGAGAGCUCAGCAGAGGAAAGGUCCAUAGUUUUCAGUGUCACGUCACUAAUUAACAGAUCUCAACACUUAAAAUCUGUCCCUCUGGUCCUUCCUCGUUGAUAGUAAGUCCCUAAGGGCCUACAGAGAGUCCUUCUGCUGUUUCUUCCUCAGUCAGUUCCCCAGGGCCCAGCCUCAGAUCUGGCCUUGGGAAACAGAGUUCAGGGAAUGUAAGAGAAGAACUGGGGGCUAACAUUUACAAUGGACCACUGUCCUUACAUACAUUUUCUCACAUAACCUCUAAGGGAUUUCUGUAAUUACACCCUAUGAAAAAUACUUCUGCCAUUUAAAAAAAUUUUUUUUUCUUAAGAUAAAUCUUCUAAACUCUUCUGCUAUGCGUCCAGGUUGUCACUGAUUUUACACUGGGAGUAAGGGGGGCCAUCAUAUUGCAUUCCAGAUGAUGAUAAGGCUUCAAGUGUUUGUUGUAAGUUCCUAAUGUUGUGCUUUAAGCCCCCCAAAUCACAGAUAUUAAUAAACUAUGAAUGCAAAAAGCAUCAGUUCUCAAGCUCGAUGCCUUUGGGAUCGCCUGUGUCCUACCAAAAAAAUUCUGAUUUAGUUUGUCUGAGAUGCAGCCUUCCUGAGAUGGGCCCAGGAUUUCUGAAAGCUCUCCAGGCUAGUCUGAAGAGCAUCAAGGUUUGAGAACCACUGGUAUAAAUAAAAGGCCUUAGAGAGGGAGACCUCGUGCUUGGCAGAUUGACCUUCAGCUCGUGACUCACGGCCUUAGGCCUCAGGUUGCCCAUGUGUCGGAUAAGACUAUUGAAUAUGGUACCUCACCAGUUCUCACGUUGGUGCACACCAGAAUCACCUGGUGAGUUUAAGACAAAUGAUGUCUGGAGUUUCCACAGACCAAGUAAAUAAGAAGCUCAGGGGCUCCCCCAGGUGAUUCCAAUGAGCAACCAGCGUUGAACCCCGUAUCUGUAAAGUCUCCUUCAGUUUCCAAGCCUAGGGAUCUAAACCAUGUCCCCAACUCAGGGUAAAAAAGAGGAAACUGUGUGUGCUAGAGCUUCCCAGACGGAAGACAGAAAAAUUUGCAAUUGCAAAUCUGCCCCAAGACUAGGCCAUUAGAAGCCAUUCCAGAACCUUCUAAUUCAUUGUCACCAGCACUUCAUUCCGAAAGUGGCAAAUACCCAAAUCUGACCUUUAAUAAAGCCCUGGGACACUUUGCAUUUCCUAAGAAAUAAGUAAAUUCAGGAGUAAAUUAGAAAAAUCAAUCUCUUCCCCC